CCCACGCACGUCACUCAGCAAACCUUUUUCCAACCCAUUGUUUAUUUCAACCCACCUCGAGCAACCCAGCUCACAACCACUUCCUUUGCUCCCCUCUUCACCGUCACUAAAUCGAUCCACCUUUCAAACCUGCAACCAUGUCUCUCUCCAACAAGCUCUCAAUCGAGGACGUCGACCUCAAAGGCAAGCGCGUGCUGAUCCGAGUCGACUUCAACGUGCCGCAGGACAAAUCGGGCAAAAUCACCAACAACCAGCGCAUCGUCGGCGCUGUGCCCACCAUCAAAUAUGCCAUUGACCACGGCGCCAAAGCCGUCAUCCUGAUGUCCCAUCUCGGCCGCCCAGAAGGCCAGAAAGUGGAGAAAUACAGCCUCAAGCCCGUCGUGCCGGAGCUGGAGAAGCAGCUGGGCGUCAAGGUGACGUUCGCGAAUGACUGCGUCGGCCCGGAGACGGAGAAGAUUGUGAAUGACACCAAGGACGGCGGGGUGGUGCUGCUGGAGAAUCUGCGCUUCCAUAUUGAGGAGGAGGGCAGCAGCAAGGACAAGGAUGGGAACAAGACCAAGGCCGACAAGGCGGAUGUGGAAAAGUUCCGGAAGGGCCUGACGGCGCUGGGCGAUGUGUACAUCAACGAUGCUUUUGGCACCGCGCACCGCGCGCAUAGCAGUAUGGUGGGCAUCGACCUUCCGCAGAAGGCGGCGGGCUUCUUGGUGAAGAAGGAGCUGGAUUAUUUUGCUUCGGCGCUCGAGGAUCCCAAGCGCCCCUUCCUCGCUAUCCUGGGGGGUGCGAAGGUGUCGGACAAGAUCCAGCUGAUUGACAAUAUGCUGGACAAGGUCAACUCGCUCAUCAUCUGCGGCGGCAUGGCGUUCACGUUCAAGAAGGUGCUGGACAACAUGCAGAUUGGCAACUCGCUGUUCGACGAGAAGGGGAGCCAGAAGGUCAAGGAGCUGGUGGAGAAGGCGAAGAAGAACAAGGUGGAGAUUACGCUGCCCGUCGACUUCAUCACGGCGGACAAGUUCGACGCCAAUGCCAACACGGGCUACGCGGACGAGGGAGAGGGCAUUGAGGAUGGGUGGAUGGGGCUCGACUGCGGCGACAAGAGCAUCGAGUUGUUCAAAAAGGCCAUCAACGAUGCCAAGACGAUCCUGUGGAAUGGGCCGCCGGGCGUGUUUGAGAUGGACAAGUUUGCAAAGGGCACCAAAGCGACCAUGGAUGCGGCCGUGCAGGCGGCGCAGAAUGGCAAGAUUGUCAUCAUUGGUGGUGGAGACACCGCGACCGUUGCCGCGCAGUAUGGCGUGGAGGACAAGUUGAGCCAUGUAUCUACCGGCGGCGGAGCGAGUCUGGAGUUGCUCGAGGGCAAGGAUCUACCGGGCGUGAGCGCGCUGUCGAGUAAGUGAGGAGACACGUUUCAAGCAUGACAGCGCGGAGGAGGCCGC
This is a messenger RNA of Neohortaea acidophila, 1430 nucleotides long. RefSeq names its product phosphoglycerate kinase. Gene Ontology annotation, biological process: glycolytic process; gluconeogenesis. NCBI's taxonomy places the organism in Eukaryota, Fungi, Ascomycota, Dothideomycetes, Mycosphaerellales, Teratosphaeriaceae. The transcript is spliced from 2 exons. Gene Ontology annotation, cellular component: cytosol. Gene Ontology annotation, molecular function: ATP binding; ADP binding; phosphoglycerate kinase activity. The record is from RefSeq and is a predicted model, not a curated record. The coding region runs from base 138 to 1391 and encodes 417 amino acids.